Molecule: messenger RNA, 5966 nt
Organism: Astyanax mexicanus (Mexican tetra)
Lineage: Eukaryota; Metazoa; Chordata; Actinopteri; Characiformes; Acestrorhamphidae
Gene: gnb4a
Product: guanine nucleotide binding protein (G protein), beta polypeptide 4a
Exons: 10
Coding region: 284-1306 (340 amino acids)
Biological process (GO): G protein-coupled receptor signaling pathway
Cellular component (GO): heterotrimeric G-protein complex; cytoplasm
Molecular function (GO): protein binding; signaling receptor complex adaptor activity
Source: RefSeq, a predicted model, not a curated record
CCCCCAUCCGCCCAAUUGUUGCCAUGCUCUCAAUAUCUAUGGGUAUGGGUGUGGUAAUCGCAGUGUGUGAAUUUGGUUAGAAAUCUCGUCAAUUUGGGCGCUUGAGGAUUCGGUUUUUGGGGAUUUGAGUAGGAGACAAACAUGAAAAAAUAGUCUUUGUAAAUUUAACAUGGUCACAAGAGCCUAAACGGAGUAUUUUUGUGCUCAAAUCUUCAGUUCUGUCACAGUAAGGUGUCCACGUUAUAUCGGGCAACAAGAGGAGUGAAGCCCUCAGCAGAGGACCAUGAGUGAGCUGGAGCAGUUGCGGCAGGAGGCCGAGCAGCUACGCAAUCAGAUCAGAGAUGCCAGAAAAGCCUGCAGUGACUCCAGUUUGUCCCAGAUCACAGCUGGGCUGGAUUCGGUGGGAAGGAUCCAGAUGCGGACGAGGCGAACCCUUCGAGGCCAUUUAGCCAAAAUCUACGCCAUGCACUGGGCCACAGAUUCCAGGCUACUAGUCAGUGCCUCACAAGAUGGCAAACUCAUCAUUUGGGACAGCUACACAACGAACAAGAUCCAUGCCAUCCCUUUGCGCUCAUCCUGGGUGAUGACCUGUGCCUAUGCUCCUUCUGGAAACUAUGUGGCCUGUGGAGGCCUGGAUAACAUCUGCUCCAUCUACAGCCUUAAAACCCGCGAGGGCAACGUCAGGGUCACCAGAGAACUGCCCGGACACACAGGUUAUUUGUCAUGCUGUCGCUUCUUGGAUGAUAGCCAGAUAGUCACCAGCUCUGGAGACACCACAUGUGCUCUCUGGGAUAUAGAGACGGGUCAGCAGGCUACCAUCUUCUCAGGGCACAGUGGAGACGUGAUGAGUCUGUCCCUCAGCCCGGACACCAGGACCUUCGUAUCCGGGGCCUGCGAUGCCACCUCCAAACUGUGGGACAUCCGAGACGGCAUGUGCAGACAGUCCUUCACCGGCCAUGUCUCCGACAUCAACGCCGUCUGCUUCUUCCCCAAUGGAAACGCGUUCACGACCGGGUCUGAUGACGCUACGUGCCGUUUGUUUGACCUGCGCGCCGAUCAGGAGCUGAUGAUGUAUUCCCAUGACAACAUCAUCUGUGGAAUCACCUCUGUGGCCUUCUCCAAGAGCGGCCGCCUACUGCUGGCCGGCUACGACGACUUCAACUGCAACGUGUGGGACACACUGAAGGGGGAACGAGCAGGUGUCUUGGCCGGGCACGACAACAGGGUCAGCUGUUUAGGCGUGACCAACGACGGCAUGGCCGUGGCCACGGGCUCGUGGGACAGCUUCCUCAGGAUAUGGAACUGACCUGAUUGGAUGGGACUGCGGAGAGUGACGGCCCACUCUGUCCAAUCAGAGUCACUGUAGCGUCCUGCUGCCACAGAGGAACCUCCCCCUUCCCCUUUUCCUUCCACCUUUCCAGGUGACCCGGUUUCUAUCAUCAUCUUCUUCUUCUUCUUCUUCUUCUCUUUUACUAGAGCCCGCCCCCCCCAACACCACCAAUCCUCAUCCUCCUCCUUCUUCUCAUCCUCCUCCUUCUUCUCAUCCUCCUCCUUCUUCUCAUCCUCCUCUUCCUCCUGUCACCUCGAGUCAGCCGCAGAGAACGAGGCCCAACUAUGAGGAUAGGAACCCUCUCUCUCUCUCUCACCCUCUCUUUCUCGAUUCUAUCUUAUCUGUCUAUCCAUCCAUCUGUCUGUCUAUACGGCCUCAUAACCUAAAGAACAUGGGGGGAUAGACUGUGUUGUGUAUAUACGAUAUUUGCUAUUCUAUGUGCUUGUAUGUGAAAUGUAUGCACUUCUGACAGUGUUUGGAUGUUGACGUGUGGAUCCUCGUGGUGGGUGUGUCGAUCGUCCUUGAUCGUACGUGUUUCCUUUCCUCGAUUUAUGGAAUUUUCUUUUUUUCUUUUGUGUAUUUUUUUUAUUUUUUUAUUUUUCUUUCCCCGAGAUCACAGUGUAGUAGUCUUGCUGCACAUGCCAGGGCACUGCCAACAACAGAUUUGUCCAGGGUUUGUCCGUGAAUAAACUGACACGAUGUUCAACGUAGGAUGUGGGUUAUCACUGGUUGCAACCUUCACUGGUUGACUGGUUGUGUGGGGACAAACCGUGUUAGACUCGCCACAGUGUUGUUUGUAUGGGUGGGGUGUUAAUUAUUGAUUUCACAAAUAAGGAUUUCUCAGGUGGGAUAAAUUAGUAUAUAUCUAAAAAGAAUAAAAACUAAUCUUUGUCUUUGUACUGGAAGUUAUUUUCGCAAAAACCUAAAAAAAAAAUGUCCUCAUAUGGGGACAUUUAGUUUAUUUUAACAUUUAAGGAAGGACAAGGACCAUAUUAGUCCAAAAACAGAAUUUAAGCUUUCUACACUAAGCAAAUAAACUAAUUUCAAGCAUAAAAUUGGAUAAGAAUUUUGUCAUUUUUACCUGUAGAGAUUGGCUGUAGAAACUUUUGUUUGGGAUUCCUGCCACCUUGUUUUCAAUCGGUUAAGUGUAAUGUUAAUGUAACAUGUAAUGUGCCAUGUAACAACUGGAUGGUAUGGGCAGUGUCUCCAUAUGAGGCCAAAGAUCAACAUAUAAAGAGAUUCGUAGUCGUAAUGUCCACAUAUGAGGAUGCAGGGUCUCAAGAGGAUAUACCUACAGUACUGUGACCAAGCUCAUUGUCUCGGACUGCCUUCACUGAGUUUAUAGUGCAUCCUAGAGGACGAGUACAAUUGUACAAUUUUCCCCUUUCCCCCCUCAAUUCCUCGAUUUUUGUAAAACCAUAUUUAAAAAAAAGAACACACGGUUUGGAUUUGGAUUUCUCUGGUGUGAUAAAUGGUUAUAUAAACCUCCUACAGUACUGUGUCUUGGCUUAAAAAUGCCUAAUCACAUAUUUUAAAGUAUUUAUCUCCUCGUUAGAAAAGAUUAUACUAUAAAAUCUGUCAAAUUCAACUUCUCAUUUCUCCCAAAACUAGCUCAUUGUCUCAGCCUGCCUUCAUUGAGUUUAUACGGCAGCCUAAAGAGACCAGAACGUUACCCAGUUUAAGAUUUCGGGUUGCCAUAUAAAACGCAUUAAAACACAUGAUUUUGGAUUUCUCAGGCGGGAUAAAUGGUUAUAUAAUCCUCUACAGUACUGUGUCCUCGUUUAAAACCCCUAAUCACAUAAUUUAAAGGAUUUAUCCUCAGUAAAAGAGUUACUGUAAAAAUACUGUAAAAACUCCAGAUCCAAACCAUGCUUCCCUUUUUUUUCACCUGUAGAAAUAAAGGCAAAAAUGUCUGCAGUUGUGUCAAAUUUCACAGCAGAUUCAUUUACUCACUUCGAGGCCAGUGUCCCAGACUGCCUUCAUUGAGUUUACAGUGCAGCCUAAAGAGACCAGAACAGGAAAGAGAAGUGGAUUUUUUCCCCUCAAUACCCUCAAAAUAGUUUGUACAGUUUGAGAUGGUCAAAAACAGGUGUGCUGACAAUUCCUUUGCUCUUAGCUUACGCCCACUGGCUCUCCCAUCUGCACUAGUGGGAUUUCAACUUCUGGAGUUCAAACAACAACCCUAGUAUAAUUAUAUUAUAAAAGUUAAAAAGUGUUCUAUGUGAUCGUUGGAGCUGGAAAAAAAAGGAGGUGGUGGUAAUGUUAUGCUUGAUUGGUUGGUUUAUGUAUUACGAAAUCCUGCUUUGUGAAACCCCCCACCCAAACUCAGUGUUCAUUUAGGGCAUUAAUUAAUAGUCCGCCAUGGUGCCUCAGUAUGUACAGUAGCUGCUGUUGUGCCACCGCACGGUAUUGUUUGGACCAAAUUGGCUGGACACCAACGUACAGGACCAUAAAACCUUAUAUAAAGAUCUCCUCGAAUCUUCUACAGCCUGGUUUCUGCCUUCUGUCUUCUGUUAAUGUGAAGGAACGUGAGUGUGGAGGUGCUAUCGGUUUCUGUCGACUCUGGUCCAGUAUUGAAAUACAGUACACUCAGCACAGUUUACGCUUAGGAUAUUCAUACGGCGGACUGACCUCAUCCAUACGAAAACCAGUGGCGAGAUUUAUACGUAUGUAUUACACAGCGUUAAGGGGCUUUAAGAUGGGCAGAACACACUGUACUUUUACUUUAUUUACCACAGAUACACAAGCAUAUAAAGAUAUACAUGCCUGAAGGAGUAUUCCAGCAUUUUCUGACCUUUUUAGUAAGGUGCACUGAAUAUUUGGCAACCUAACUGUAUUUAAACCUGCGAAAAACAGUGUUGUAUGUUCGAUAUUCAGCCUUUGACCCAAUUUCACCAGUUUUUGUUUAGGGUUUCAGCCAAACACUGAAACUGAACACUGCAUUCCUACUUUAUACACGUCAUAAAAACGUGAAAAUUGUUCGCAUCAGUGUUUAAUAACAGAAUUAAAAGUAUUGAAGUAUGUAUUUUAAAUCUACAAACAUUUGCUCAAGUAUUACCUGAAGUAUAAGCAUGAAAAAACAAGUGGUUUGUCCGAUAUUAACGAUAUAUCAUAAAUAUUGUGAUAAAUCGCAUUAGAUUAAUAUAAUAGAAGUCAUGAAACUAUGAAAAUAUGAAGAAAAACAUAUGGAAUUAUUUGGUAAACUAAAAAAAAGUGUUAAAACAAACCAGAAUAUAUUUAAAGUACUUGCUUAGAUGACAGACAGCUUUGCACAGUCAGCUUUAUGAGGUAGAGUCACCUGAAAUUCAGGCUUUCAGUUAACAGCUGUGCUGAACUCAUCAAGAGUUAACUAAAUUGAAUUUCUUGUCUCUUAAUAAAGUGUUUGAGAGCAUCAGUUAAAGUAAAGUAGUGAAGAGGUAGAGUUACAGGUAUACAGUGAAAAAUAGCUCUAUUUGAGUAAUGAACUUUUUAACUCAAGACAAAGGCGAAGAGCAUCAAUAAUAAUCAUAAUGAUGAAAGUGGCACUCAUCAGGACCAGCCUCGGAAACUGCAAGUUAUCAGCUCCCCAGAUAAGAGCACCUAAAUGCUUCUUCACAGAGUGUUUUUUGGUUUGUUUAACACUUUUUUUUUUUUUUAAGUUACUACAUGAUUCCUUAUGUGGUCCUUAAUAGUCUAGAUCACCUUUAUAUUCAUUUACAAGAAUUUAAGUAUUUAAUUUUACUUUUCCGAUACAUUUUCCUUCAUGUCAAUGUAUUGUAUCAGAAUUGCACCAUUUCCCUGUAAAACUCUAAUAGAAAUGCUCCUCCUCAUUUUUUUUCUACGAUGUCUAUUAAAAGUCACUAAAAAUUCCAUAUAAUUGGUAGUUUUUUGGGCUGAAAAUGCUGGAUUACUCCUUUUUUACUCCAUCACUGAAACACAUGCUGGUGUAGAUAGAUGUAUCUGAAGGCGUGGCCACUCUUUCUGAAGGAUGAACCAGAACUCUUAGUCUUAAACUUCUUUUCUUUUCUUUCUUUUUUUGUUAGUUUUUUCUUUUUUUAUAUGAAUAAACGUGACCACAAGCUUCACUGUGUGUAAUUUUCCACUAAUGUGAGACGUGAGUGUUUAUAACCGGCGACAGGACUGCUUCCUGUGCUCGAGACGAGCGCAAGCCUUAUCUGUCAUAGUUCACUUGAAAGUCAGUCAGUCAGUCAGUAAUCACCUUGUGCCAGUUCGUGCCAGUUGAUAUAUGAAUGAAUUAGAGUUAUGAAGGCUGUUGUUAUGAAUUUUACCGAAUUAAAAGUCUUAACAUGAUUUUUUUUUGUUUGUUUCCUCCCUGUCUGUGAAUGCUUUACUGCACACUUGAGCUUCAGCCGAUUGUUUUUUAUUUUAUUUUAUUUUUUUGUUUCACUUUUGAGAUUUUCGCGAGUUGCAACUUCUUCACAAUGUAAUUUUUUUUAAAGGAUAAUUGUUUUAGUGCUUUAUUGUCUUUUUGAGUGCAGUAUUGUGAGUGGAUUUAUUCUCUGAAAUCUGAAAUUUUGCCUUUUUUUGUUUACGUUCCCACAAUUUUUUGUUUUUAUAUAAACUGUACUUCAGCUAAGCUCUGUUCUUCUGCCUGUAUUUUAUACGUAUACAUUAAAACUACAUUCUUUCUUCUUUA